Molecule: messenger RNA, 2739 nt
Organism: Lasiosphaeria miniovina
Lineage: Eukaryota; Fungi; Ascomycota; Sordariomycetes; Sordariales; Lasiosphaeriaceae
Exons: 2
Coding region: 1-2739 (912 amino acids)
Source: RefSeq, a predicted model, not a curated record
AUGGAUCGACCACCACCAGCAGGAUCCGUUAGGAGAGCAAGGGAGCGGGCUGCGGCUGGGCUUCCGAGGGAAGAUGGUCUACCAUCAAGGGCGAUGCCUGGCGACGAAGAACCACAGAUAGCGCGGCCAUCCAUGGCACGUCAAACUCCAAUGGGACCGACUGCUGGACAAUCACGACUCCCGAGACCUCAAGCACCACUGGGAAUGCAGACCAGGAAUGGGCAAAUCGGUGUGGCUAUUUCAAAACCGACACAGAUUCCCCAGUGGCCGCUGCAAGGCCCCGUGGCGGCCGCUUCUGGCGCAGGUGGUGAGCCAUACCGACCUCCCCCUGGAAAAUCUCAACCGCCUCAACGACCCCCACGUCCCUCAAGAGUCCCCUCGAUUCUUGACAGCUCCAAGAUACAGGACCAUACUCCCGUCUUUCAAUACAGACCUCAGUCCGGAAGGGAAUCUGUGGGCAUGGAACUGUUAUCGGUGCCGGAGACUCCUUCGAGUCUCUCACGGCAAUCCACGCUAUCCUCCGUUGUGUCAAUUCCCGACUUUCCUAUUCCGGCGCAGCUCCCCCCCGGCCCUCCACGACGGAGUGUAAAUCUCGGUCCCCCGCCAUCAGCGAGGCGCGGUGCAUCUUCAUUCUACUCAAAUGCCUCAUAUGUCUCGCCAAUUCCCGAAGAAAGCCCCCGUUCGAGAUCCCGCGCCUCAUUCGCGUCGAGCGCGGCGAUGCCUGAAAGCUGGGGAACACCAUCCCCAGGCCCUAGCCCUGAUUACCCAGAUGCGGACUUUGACGACACAAUAGUGGAGGAAGGGCCAUCCACCUUCGAGGAAGACGAUGCGGAGGAUAGCAGGCUUGUAAGAAGUGCGAGUUUGGGCAAGCGAGCAAAAGCUACGCUGGUUGGUGCGACGGCUCCUCGGGGCGUGGAUGGGAGUCAACGACCUGGCCUGGCCCCAGUUCAAUCCGAGCCCUUUAAGGAUGGGACAGGAUACUUGGAGAACUCCAGUUCGUCUAGUACGCUUCAGACAACGAGAGGGGUGGCUGGUUCUUCGCUCACGGCGGAUGCCAUACUCAAUGCGUAUUCAUCCGCAAGUGCAACCGAUACGUCCAGCCCUUCGUCGGUUCCAAUGCCGUCACCUCAACCUCCCUCGAAUGGCCGCCCUUUCAGUCGACUAUCGGCAAUACGGAGACCGCCGCGUCUAGAUUUGGACGCCGUGAAAAAAGCCGAGUCGCGAGGAAGCUUGACCAGCUUGCCAGACUUGAUACGCCGUGCAACAAGAUUAGCUGCCAGCCUCGAGAAGGGUAGGAGACCAGCCAGCCGAAUUGAUGACCUUGAUGGUUAUUCGGGACAAGAUGACUACGGGGCUGAGAAAGAUGCUUCCUACGAUGGCGAGAAACACCGUUCUGGUUUUUCAGAUAUGCUUGCUGCUUUUCCACCUCCUGCUCAGGCAGCUGCGGGCACCAGUCGCCGCAGUUUCCGCGAGAGCAUUCGAGACCAAGUUCAGUCUUGGCCUUUACCCUUUAAUUCUAAUCGCACACCAAACACCUCUCAGGAAGCAAUACCGAAUUCCAGCUCACGAGGCUCAGGAUCCAAAGAAGGGCGCAGAUGCUGCGGCCUACCACUCUGGGGUUUCAUUGUGGUGAUGAUUGUGGUCCUGCUCCUCAUCGCGGCCGCCGUGGUCAUUCCUGUCGAGUUCUUCAUUGUCCGCAAGCAAAACGUGGACCGUGGAAGCCAGCAGGCGGCCCUAGAUCAAUGUCAAGCUCAGCUGGCCUGCUCGAAUGGCGGCACCAAUGUCGUUAACCAGGGCAUUUGUUCUUGCAUAUGCAAGAAUGGAUUCACUGGGUUCAAUUGCGCAGUCGCAGGCUCAAUCGGCUGCAGCUCGAUCUCGCUUGCUGGCGGCAACAAUCUUGACAACGUCACCGUGGGAGACGCCAUUCCCCGCUUAAUCCAACAAGCACAAACCAAUUUCUCGAUUCCUCUCUCCGGCACUGAGAUAGUUGCGAAGCUCAAUGCAGGUAACAUGAGCUGCGCGGCCGAGAACGCACUAGUAACUUUCGACGGUCAAGCGACGCGCGAUGGUGCCGCUCUAGCUCAAUCACAGGGCGUCGUCAACGCUGUCAAUGUGGUCAACGGUGUUGCUAUGAUUACAAUAACCAUCAUGGUUGGGGAAUUUACCACAUUUACUGUGAGCCCCGCUACUGCAGACCGGGCCACGUCGGACCAAGCAUCACCCCAAGUUGUGGCAACUACUCAGGCUGGCGGUGGAGUGGGUUUCACUACUCUGAUUACUGCUCCUGGCACGUUUGCUACAACAAUAUCCCUCGGAAGGUCCACACGCCCGUACACAACGAGUACCGUAACAACUACGAUGCCAAUGGCACCCAGUACGCCAAAUCCGGCCCCGACAGCCACCUUCAACGUUACGGAAGAGGUUCUUGACUUUGCUCGAGUUGCAGUCCUCUUCAUUCUCCAGAAGGAAUCGCUUGCAAAUGCCGAAACAGCCCAGAACACACUUCAAAAAUUCUUCACCUCUUCUACUCCCGGAGCUAGCGUGUCAAGCAGCGCGGUGAGCGUCCAGGUGGCAAGCAAUGUGACGGUCGGGAAUGGAAACUCGGUCGAUCUCGUCAACUUCUUCGUCGACACGGGCGCUACCGCUGGUAAGGUUGGCGGAAGGUCGGCACUCAAUGCACGUAGCUUUUCGAGAGCCAUGCGAUAUGGCCGAAUCCCGCCCCCCAUUCGGCUCGGGUAA